Musa acuminata AAA Group (dessert banana) is the source of this 2168-nucleotide messenger RNA. RefSeq lists its product as uncharacterized. The record is from RefSeq and is a predicted model, not a curated record. Lineage: Eukaryota; Viridiplantae; Streptophyta; Magnoliopsida; Zingiberales; Musaceae. Bases 120 to 1877 code for a protein of 585 amino acids. Gene Ontology annotation, cellular component: Golgi apparatus. The transcript has 2 exons.
AGUUGAAUUGUCGGUGGGUGGUCUCACGAGACAGCAGCAGCGGCAGCUUCAAAGGCCAACGCCUGCGUACAUACGCAGAUCCAGAUCUGUAGUGAUCAGAUCAGGCUUCGGAGGAGACGAUGCUGGGCGCAGGCCGGCGAUUCCAGCUCCGGCCGGAUCACCCCAUCCGCAACGGCGGCUUCGCACUCUUCGUCGCGGCCGUCCUCGUCUUCACCAUCAUCGCCGCCACCUACCAGCCCGAUGACCCCCUCCUCCACGCCUCCUCCUCUUCCUCCUCCUCCAAGCUCACGUCCUUCCUCGUCUCCACCUCCAAUGCCACCUUCCUAGCGGACGUCUCCGUCCUCCGCACCGGCGAGGACUUCCAGAACUCCUCCUCCCCGUCCUCCGCCGCCGAUAACCGCGUCGCCGAGAUCGCCCCCUUCAUCCAACUCUCUGACAUCGACAACUCCACCACCUCCGCCGCCGCCGCUAUUGCCGAGGUGUGCGACCCCGGCGCCCCCGUCGACUGCGCCGACCGAGAGCUCUUCCACCUGCUGAUGCGCGCUGCUAUCGAAUCCUUUCCCGACAUCCACUUCUACCGCUUCGGCAAGCCGGCCUCCGUCCCCGGCGCUGCGGGCGCCUGCGACAUGGCUUGGCGCUUCCGCCCCCGAGACGCCACGCGCCCCACCUUCUACAAGGACUACCGCCGCUUCCACCUUGCCAGAUCGGAAAACUGCACCCUCUUCGUCUCCAAGAUCGAUGACUACCACUCCGGCGUCAACGCCCGCAAGCGCCGCCGCUCCAAGCACGGGGCUGGAGGCGGCGGCGGUGGGGAAGUCGUCUUCGAGCCGAAGAAGAAUGCCCCGGCGGCCGAGGAACACAAGGCCGAUGAGAAGCUGGAGGCUGUGCCCGUCGUCGGAGAGGCCGUGAACGACACCCUCCCGGUCAUCGAGUCGGAGUCCACCUUCAGCGCCGGCAAGUACCUCAUCUACGACGGUGGCGGCGACCGAUGCAAGAGCAUGAACCACUACCUUUGGAGCUUCCUCUGUGCGCUCGGAGAAGCUCAGUACUUGAAUCGAACACUUGUCAUGGAUCUGACCAUUUGCCUCUCCUCGAUCUACACCGGGACGGGCCAGGACGCGGAAGGGAAGGACUUCAGGUUCUACUUCGAUUUCGAGCACCUGAAGGAUUCGGCAUCGGUCAUCGACCAGCGCCAGUUCUGGACGGACUGGGGGAAGUGGGAGAAGAAGGACAAGCUCAGCCUGCACUUCGUCAACGACUUCAAGCUCACGCCCAUGAAGCUCGCCGGCGUCAAGGACACCCUGAUCAUGAGGAAGUUCGGCGACGUGGAGCCCGACAACUACUGGUACAGGGUCUGCGAGGGGGAGACCGAGUCCGUGAUCCAGCGCCCCUGGCACCUCCUCUGGAAGUCCCGGCGGCUGAUGGAGAUCGUCUCCGCCGUAUCCUCGCAACUCAGCUGGGACUUCGACUCCGUCCACAUCGUGCGAGGAGACAAGGCGAGGAACCCCGAGCUGUGGCCCAACCUCGCGAGGGACACCUCACCGGAUGCGCUCCUCGCGACGCUCGGCGACAAGAUCGACAACGGCAGGCGGCUGUACAUCGCCACCAAUGUGCCCGACACCACAUUCUUUGAUCCCUUGAAGGACAAGUAUAUGACGUAUUUCCUCAAUGACUUCAGAGACUUGUGGAAUGAGACGAGCGAGUGGUAUACGGAGACCAAGGAGCUCAAUGGAGGGAUCCCCGUGGAAUUCGAUGGCUAUAUGAGGGUGGAGGUCGACACCGAAGUGUUCUUGAGGGGGAAGAAGCAGCUUGAGACCUUCAAUGAUCUAACCAGUGACUGCAAGGAUGGUGUCAAUACCUGCCCUGCUUCUUCUUGAUGCUAUGCUACAUCAUAUCAUCAUAGGGAGGCCAUUAGAUCUAUAUCAUGGAGCUUCAAUCUCUCAUCUUCACCUUGGCAUUUCGACAAGUGAGUCAAGUUUGCAGGAUCCUCAAUCUUUAGAAGAACCUCCGGGUUGUUUCCUUCUCUGCCUGGUUAUGAUUUCUUUGAGCUAUUUGAUACUGUUGUUGUAGUCUUAUCAAGAGCUAGUCAGCUAUUAGUGUCAUGUUCAUCCAAAAGACUCAUCUGACUUUUGACUUUUUGUUGUGCUAUAAUUCAGAUGAUAUUGCCA